AUGGUGCCGCUGUGGGUGGAAGAGGGUGCGGAGGAAGGCAGCGAGGAGGGAGGCAGAACGCGCCGCGCGCCCUCUGAGCACGCGGCGCGAUGGCACGCGCGUCACCUGGAGCGCGUCGGACAUUUGGACCGUCGGCGCAGUGCCGGCGGCGUCGUUGGCCGAUGGGUCCGCGCCGCCGCCGCCGGCCCCGGCCGGCCCAUAGUCCGGCUCAAGCCCUGCCUUUCUGUCUGCCAGCUCGUCGAGCAACACUGCCCCUACUUCCUACCGGCGGAUCGCGCGCCUGCAUACCCCACACAAUACGCCGGUGAACCCACGUUCCUAUGUCUCGACCCGCGUAUCCCAGAGACGGGUGCACAGGCGAACAAGUCCAACUACGGGUGGGACGAGUGCUGUUACUGGUACUGCGAGGGGCGGCUGUGCUACCGGUGCGAGUCGCGGCUCAGCGAGGCGCCGCGGCCUGAGGGGGAGCGCUGCGCCGCUGUGGAAGAGCGCGUGCCUUCGUGCUCGGUACCUUAUCAGGCACCGGGUGGUGCCUGUGCGCUCUCCCCAGGCACGGCGCUUAUCCUUGCUGCGAUACUAUUCGCGCUCUCCAUACAUGCACGGACUCACUGGACCAUAGGCACGCCAAUAGUGAAAGUGCGCGAUUCAUGGUUAUAG
Molecule: messenger RNA, 657 nt
Organism: Arctia plantaginis
Lineage: Eukaryota; Metazoa; Arthropoda; Insecta; Lepidoptera; Erebidae
Source: the annotation of a GenBank genome assembly